CCGGCAUCGGACGGGACCGUCCUUUGCUUUCAUCUCGAUUCCAGCAUCGUCACGCAGAGACCGCGCGUAUAGUGUCUGGACUCGGCUGAGAAGGAGCCGAGGACACGAGCCCAAAAAUGGCGCUUGUUUCGUUCAACGUUGAAAGCGCAGAGUAAAACGCAGGAAAAUCGAUUUUACGACACCGACCACGACAAGGACAUGGAUGGCAUGGACCCUAGGCCCUCGAAGCGAACGAAUUGAUUUUGAAAAUGUCUGAACGCAGAACGCGGAACGCGACAUCCUGUAGCUCGCUCAAGCACGCACCACACCACGGACCAGAUCGAGACAAGCGCUGCUUCCGGUUGACCGGCAGACAGCAGGGAAGGAAGGAACCUAAUGAAGCCCCCACCGAGAGCGUAACGUGGAAGAAAGGAAAGAGAAUGAGGAAAAGCUCGAGGUAAUCCUGGUCGCUGCGGUUCUCGGAGGUUCUACCGGAGCGAGCGUGAUGGAGCUACAGCCAGCUAUGAGCGGGAUCAAUUAGAAACAACCGAUUGAUUCCAUCCGGUGCGCUCGAGCGUGCCAUUUUGCCGCUUGCCAGCACACAGCGCAGCGCGUGCAACGGACCGACCGGCCCCACCGCCGGGGAGGACGAGCUGUUUAUAGCUGUUGGACAGUUUGAAGGUUGGAAAGGAGAUUCCCUGUACAGCGCAGCCUCGCACACAAAAAGAGAAAUAAAAACAAUGAAUUUUCAGCCAUCCAGGUCACUUCAUCUCGCCGCACAGGUGGGCUAGAUGGCCACAAAAUCGAUGGCCAGUCAGGUGAACGGCGACCAGUUGAACGUCGUGCGCAAAGCGAUUAAAUUUGGCUCCAAAACCGUGCCAUCCAUUAAAGCCCACUCUGGAGCACUGAUGCUGACGCGUUACCAUGGAAACGCACGAGCGAACAUCGCAUCGCAGUAGACAGUGCGCCGCGGCAGCUCGCUCAUUUCCGUGCCGUUCGUCGUUUGUAUCGAGAGCGCGCGCGCGCGGUGCUGGUCUUUUGGUCCCCGGAUUCGUGAAACCCAGAAAUUCCAUAGUUUACCCUCCUACAAAGAACCUACACACAGUGUUGUUACACCGCCGAUAACAACGACGUGAUUGUUGUUUUCUGCGCACAGACAGUGAAGUAUCUCCUCCAAGUAGUUCUCCCAAAAGUCGUUUCGUGCGCGGUACUCCUGCUACUGUAAAGCAAAGUGUAUCCCAGUGUCCUUUGUGUGUCUUCUUCUGUAGCGUAGAGUGAGAGAGAGAGAUAGUUUUUUGGAGACAGAAUGGCAUCGCAGAAUGGUAUUCCGGCGACGGCGACAACGACGACGGUCGCGAUAAAGCCAACAACGGGCGAUGGACCGAUGGCGGAACCACACCGGAUCAAAUCGAAGUUCAAUCCAAGCGCCAAGCCGUUCGUGAUGCAACGAGCAUCGAAGCAACCUGUGAAGCCAUCGGUGGCGCCUUCGACGAAAAUACCGAACCGUGGCGGCGAUGACUGUCUGCCCCGUGGCCAGCAGGAACUGGAAGAGGACGAGAUCGCGUACAUCGGACCGACCCGUUUGCCGGUGUCGACGCGCGUCUGGAAUGCCAUCUCGUCCUACUCGCUGGAGGAGAUCGGUACGACCUGCUGUCCAUCGGUCGGUAACAGACCGGCAGUUAGGAAGCAGCAACCGCCGCCACCGCCGUCUCCGCCAUCACCACCGACCAUGCAGCCUGCUGUGGUGUACCAGCUGCGUCCGGUGUGUCAGAUCACGGCUCCCACGCCGCAGGUGAUGAUGCCCUCGCACCCAUUUGGUCCAUCCGUGCUACCGAACGGCAUCAUUCAGCUGCAACUACGGGAUUCGGUUGUUGUGGACCUAACGCUCGAGGGUUCGAUCCGCGUGUACAACGGUCGGCAGAACAUUGCGAUUGCCAUCUCGAGCAACGGGAUCGCGGCCGCCAUGAACCACCCGAACGGCAUCAUCUUCCAGCACGGACCGCGCGUCGACAUCAUGGCGUACGAUGCGAAGCGACAAAACUCCUACAUUCGGUUCGCAAAGAUGUGGAGCAAAGGCAUCAGCCUGACGAGCGAGGGCUGCGCCCUGAUCUAUCUGGUCGACUCGGCCGGUACACGGACCACCUCCGACAUGCUAAACAUGGAUCUGCACACGGAUUACGUCCAGCAGGUGUUCUAUAAUGGCAUCGUCUGCGGUACGCAGCAACUAGCGGCCCUAAGCCAGAUCGUCCAGAGCUCGAGCUUCCAGCUCGGUGACGACAGUUCCAUCCAGUACCACGUGAACGGUUUCCGUAUCGGGCAGAGUGGCGAUGGGCUGGUGAAGAUCUAUCGCUCCAACAAUCGCUGCACGAUCCGGACGAGCCCACUGAACGGAUGUGCCACACUAACGACACCGCUCCUUCACUGCACUGCAUCGCUCGGUUCCACUUCACAUCUAUUCGUACGUCGCGAGGAACGUCGGAUGCACUUCGACGGAGCCACCUUCAUCGUCCGCAAUGCUGGCCAUUCCGCGGGCUUCGACGAGCACAAUCAAUUGCGGGUCUACUGAGCGGCCAUUUGGGAAUGGUAAAAAACGCCAGCUACCACCUCCCUCUUCCUCGCUGUGUCUGUUUAUCCGGGUGUCCACCCUGGUUGGAACCCGCAAUGUUGACGCGUUGGCAAAGUUAAAUUGAUUUCUGUUGUUGGUUUGCGCAGGAUAUUAAUUCGAGGGCCCGCGAGCGAGCGAUCGAGCGGUGGCAGUGGCAGUAGGCAGCAGUAGGCUUUAAAAUUCAAUUAUGCUAUCGCUGGACAUACACAGCCAAGUCUACCUUCUCCUCCUCCUCUGCCUACUAUAUAUAAUGUGCCUGUGUGACGCUUGUGUAUGGCGCACUCUGUUGAUACUGACCCUCCCAGCCCCCCCCCCCCCCCCUCUUGCUGUUUGUUGCUUAUGAAUAUAGCUAAAUUAUCAUUUCAACUUCAUUCACCUCAUCAUUUUGUGUCGAUUGUUUCUGUCUCGAGUUUUGUGUGAAUGUUGCGCUGUGUACCGUGUAAAAUCAGUAAACGGCAACUCAAACACACCCAAAACCCUCUCGCAGCAAGGUUACUGAGUUACAUUUACGGGAUACGCGAAAGCUGUCGAAAGUGUUUCGCGGAACCAAACCGAGCUUCAAAACUUUUCUCUCCCGCUCGGUUCGGUUCGGAAGUUUAAUUGGAUUUUCACGAUAAUUUCAUGUUGCGAGCAAAACUCUCCAAAAACUAGCGUAUGUAGUUGUGUGUUCGAGACCAAACAGGAGCAUAAUUAGGGCCAGACCAGCCGAGGGUUACAAUACUUACAUGUUCGGGACUGGAAGGGUUAGGGAGUGGGCCCGAUCUGCGAAGACGGGCUAGGGCACUCCUGAGACCUUCCGUACUGCUAUGUUUGGCCCCCCGUUCAAAAAUAUAACAACCGCACAGGAACA
Messenger RNA from Anopheles aquasalis, 3434 nucleotides. RefSeq names its product wurstfest (gene fest). The record is from RefSeq and is a predicted model, not a curated record. Lineage: Eukaryota; Metazoa; Arthropoda; Insecta; Diptera; Culicidae.